AAAUGGCUCAACCAAAACCAAUCAACGUAGUCAUCGUCGGAGUAGGAUUAGUUGGAGAAAGAGUAGUACAUCAACUUGAUACCCAAAACUUACGCAAGAUCUUCCAAAUCAACUCACUUUACACAUCCAAAAAAUGCAUCAAAGUUUCUAAAGAUGAUACCAAUUAUACAUCCACAAGUUUAAUCAAUGAACUAAAAUCAACUUCAGCUUCAACAAAUCAAGAUGGUUUAAAAGGAAUUCUAGAAUACAUUUUAGAUCCAAUUUGUUUACCAAGACCUGCAAUUGUGAUAGAUUGUACAUCAAACCAAGAUCUAGCCAAUCUUUAUCCCGAAAUCUUGGCUUCUAGUUCACCAAUCCAUCUAGUCACACCAAACAAGAAAGCUUUCUCUGGACUCGAAUCACUUAACCAAGCCAUCGAUCAAGUCUCAAAUAAAACCCAUAAUUUAGUAUUCAAGGAAUCGACUGUAGGUGCUGGACUUCCGAUCAUGAGUACUUUACGAGAAUUGGUGGUCACAGGGGAUGAGGUUUUGAAGAUCGAAGGUGUUUUUAGUGGAACGAUGAGUUAUUUGUUUAAUCAGUUCAGUCAACCUAACAUACGUACAGGAACCAAGUUUUCAGAAGUCGUAGCUGAAGCUAAAUCGAAGGGGUAUACUGAACCUCAUCCAGCUGACGAUUUAAAUGGAUCAGAUGUAGCCCGAAAGUUAUGUAUCUUGGCUCGAAACCUAUCGACUCCAGUCUCUUUACCUGAAGGAUAUCAAUCUGUACCUACUCAAUCUUUAGUACCUAAUCAAUUAUCUACAGUUCAAGAUCCUUUUGAGUUUAUGAAUCGAUUACCAAACUUUGAUGAUGAGUUUGAAAGACUUAAAGAUCAAGCCUUUCAAGAAGGAUGUGUUUUAAGAUUUGUUGGAAUCAUCGACUUGACUUCUAAUCCGAAUGGUGAACUUAAAGCUGGAUUAGAAAAAUACCCAUUUUCUCAUCCGUUUGCUACUCUAAGUGGAUCUGAUAAUAUCAUCUCGUUUUCUACUAAACGGUAUUCACCAAACCCUUUGAUCAUUCAAGGAGCAGGUGCAGGUGCAGAUGUGACUGCAAUGGGUGUGGUGGGUGAUAUGAUCAAAGUAGCUGAACGUACCUUGGGUUACAACAUUUAAGCUUGAUGAUUUGAAAUUUAUAGUCUUGUAUAUAAACGUCUAUAUGAGAUUACUUGAGAUUCUAAUGAAGAAAUUUGUUUCAGUUUAUCUUGUUCUCUACCACAAUUAUUAUGCUUUGUUUUAUUUC
This is a messenger RNA of Melampsora larici-populina 98AG31, 1275 nucleotides long. RefSeq lists its product as uncharacterized. Gene Ontology annotation, biological process: aspartate family amino acid biosynthetic process; L-homoserine biosynthetic process. Gene Ontology annotation, molecular function: homoserine dehydrogenase activity; NADP binding; aspartate kinase activity. Lineage: Eukaryota; Fungi; Basidiomycota; Pucciniomycetes; Pucciniales; Melampsoraceae. The transcript is spliced from 3 exons. The record is from RefSeq and is a predicted model, not a curated record. The annotation marks the transcript as partial.